Molecule: messenger RNA, 1386 nt
Organism: Staurois parvus
Lineage: Eukaryota; Metazoa; Chordata; Amphibia; Anura; Ranidae
Source: the annotation of a GenBank genome assembly
AUGACUGAACUGUCAGCAUCUUUAACUCAGGUCCAACAAGGACAAGUCCAAGAAGACUUUGUUGAAAGCCACACUGCAAACAUGAAUGAUGGCCAUGAAAGGCGAAAUAAUGAACGCAGUGAAUCUCAGAGCAAUGGACAGACGCAAAGUAGCUCCCAGCAAGUGCUAGAACAGGAUGAGGAAGAAGAUGAGGAGCUUACAUUAAAAUACGGUGCCAAACAUGUCAUCAUGCUCUUUGUACCAGUUACCCUCUGCAUGGUUGUGGUUGUGGCAACAAUUAAGUCUGUCGGCUUUUACACGCGGAAGGAUGGACAGCUAAUUUACACUCCAUUCACAGAAGAUACAGAAACCGUGGGACAAAGGGCUUUGAACUCCAUUCUGAACACUGCAAUCAUGAUCAGCGUAAUCAUUGUCAUGACUAUUCUCUUAGUGGUACUUUACAAGUACAGGUGUUAUAAGGUCAUUCAUGGCUGGCUCAUCAUUUCCUCGCUGUUGUUACUGUUUUUCUUCUCCUUUAUCUACUUGGGUGAGGUGUUUAAGACGUACAACGUUGCCAUGGAUUACAUUACUCUGGCCUUGAUGAUCUGGAAUUUUGGAGUGGUUGGCAUGAUCUGCAUUCACUGGAAAGGACCCCUCCUUCUACAACAGGCCUAUCUCAUUAUGAUCAGUGCACUCAUGGCUUUAGUGUUCAUUAAAUAUCUUCCAGAAUGGACAGCUUGGCUCAUCCUGGCUGUAAUAUCUGUUUAUGAUCUCAUAGCUGUUUUGUGUCCGAAGGGGCCUCUCCGUAUGCUGGUGGAAACUGCCCAAGAGAGAAAUGAAACCCUCUUCCCAGCCUUAAUCUAUUCCUCUACAAUGAUAUGGUUAGUGAAGAUGGCAGAUGGGGAUCCUGGAUUCACACAGAGUGGCUUGAAGAAGCCAACAUACAACAUGCAAGUGCCUGCAGUCCAGGAAGGCAGUGAUGCUGCUACAUCUGAUGAUAACGGGGGCUUUGAUUCUCAAUGGGAUGAGCAGAGUAAUGCAAGAAUUGGACCAAUUGAUUCCACCCCAGAAACCCGAGCAGCUGUCCAAGCCCUUCCAAGUAAUGCACCUCCAAGUGAAGACCCUGAAGAGCGUGGAGUGAAACUGGGACUGGGAGACUUUAUAUUCUACAGUGUCCUUGUUGGGAAGGCUUCAGCCACAGCUAGUGGAGACUGGAACACAACACUGGCUUGCUUUGUUGCCAUUCUGAUUGGUCUGUGCCUUACUCUUUUACUCCUUGCCAUUUUCAAGAAGGCUUUACCUGCUCUGCCCAUCUCGAUAACAUUCGGACUUGUAUUUUACUUUGCCACAGACAAUUUAGUACAGCCUUUUAUGGACCAAUUAGCAUUCCACCAGUUUUAUAUUUAA